CCAGAAACCUGGACAAUAAAACACGAGGAACAAGGAGAGUUUAUUGAAGAAAGUGAGGAGAACAAAGAAUUAAAUGAAGUUCAAGAGAAAAAUCACGUCAAAACUGGAGAAAAACAUUUGAGUUGCUCUCAAACCAAACAGAAAAAUGUAAAGAAAAGAGGAGCCAAGAAAUCUUUCACCUGCACUCAGUGUGGAAAGAGAUUCACGCGCAAAUAUAAACUAGAUGUUCACUUGAGAGUUCAUACUGGAGAGAAACCAUUCACUUGUGAUCAGUGCGGGAAGCGUUUCAGACAAUCAUUAAACCUUAAGAGACACAUGAACAUCCACACUGGAGAGAAGGAGUACAAGUGUUCAUACUGUGACAAGAGAUUCGGUUGGUCAGGAAGCCUGAAGAAACACAAGUUAAUACACACUGGAGAAAAACCGCACACAUGUGAUCAGUGUGGAAAGAGUUUCAGACAAAAAGGAAACCUUGUGACACAUAUGAAAGUUCAUACAGGAGAGAAACUGUUCUUAUGUAAUCAAUGUGGAAAGAGUUUUUCACUCUUAGCAAACCUUAAGGAUCACAUGAACAUCCACACUGGAGAGAAACCUUUUAAGUGUUCACACUGUGACAAGAGAUUCCGUCUGUCAGGACACCUGAAAACACAUGAGAGGAUCCACACUGGGGAGAAACCGUACACAUGUGAUCAGUGCGGGAAGAGUUUUGCAGCAAAAGGAAGUCUUAUGGCACAUAUGAUUGUUCAUACAGGAGAGAAACUGUACACAUGUGAUCUUUGUGGAAAGAGUUUGAAAUGCAAAUCUAGCCUUGAUGGUCACAUGAGAGUUCAUACUGGAGAGAAACCAUACACAUGUGAUCAGUGCGGGAAGUGUUUCACACAAUCAGUACAUGUUAAAGAACACAUGAGCAUCCACACUGGACAAAAACCUUACAAGUGUUCACACUGUGACAAGAGAUUCAGUCAGUCAGGAAGUCUGAAAACACAUGAGAUGAUUCAUACUGGAGAGAAACCUUACAAGUGUUCACACUGCAACCACAGAUUCACUCAUUCAGCAAAUCUGAAAACACAUGAGCGGAUCCACACCGGAGAGAAACCGUAUCACUGCACUGAAUGUGGGAAGUGUUUCAGUCAAUCAUCUUCUCUACACAGACAUACAAAAAACAUUCACAGAAAAAACAAAAUAAGUAGAUCAUCUUCUGAUGCUGCCUUUUCAUCAAACUUGAAACGGUAAUGCAUUUAAGCAGUAUCAUCUGGAUUAAUCUGUUGUCUUGUUUCAAACUGACCGUACAAAGAGGAGUUGUGGAAAAUCCUUGAUUCAUGAGUUGAAUCUUUCCAUCGUGCAACAAUAUUGGAGAACUGCAUAGUUGGAGUGCAUUUAUAGAAAACCAGUUUUUACGAUUUCUGAAUUCCUCAGCAUCUGCUGUAGAUGGACACUUGAUGGGAAUGUGGCAGCCAUUCUUCGGGAGAAGG
This is a messenger RNA of Carassius auratus (goldfish), 1472 nucleotides long. RefSeq names its product gastrula zinc finger protein XlCGF57.1-like. NCBI's taxonomy places the organism in Eukaryota, Metazoa, Chordata, Actinopteri, Cypriniformes, Cyprinidae. The record is from RefSeq and is a predicted model, not a curated record. The annotation marks the transcript as partial. The transcript has 2 exons.